Messenger RNA from Purpureocillium lilacinum, 1887 nucleotides. RefSeq lists its product as uncharacterized. Gene Ontology annotation, biological process: reductive iron assimilation; cellular response to iron ion starvation. Lineage: Eukaryota; Fungi; Ascomycota; Sordariomycetes; Hypocreales; Ophiocordycipitaceae. The record is from RefSeq and is a predicted model, not a curated record. Gene Ontology annotation, molecular function: copper ion binding; ferroxidase activity. Gene Ontology annotation, cellular component: high-affinity iron permease complex.
AUGGCCGUCUUCACCAAGGUGGCAGCUCUGGCCGCCGUCGCCGGCGUCGCUGCCGCGGCCACGGUCAACUACGACUUCAACAUCACCUGGGUGACGGCCAACCCUGACGGUGCGUUCCCGCGCCCCGUCGUCGGCGUCAACGGCCAAUGGCCCAUCCCCAAGAUCGAGGCCGACAUUGGCGACCGCAUCGUCGUCAAGGUCAACAACCAGCUGGGCAACCAGACCACGUCGCUGCACUUUCACGGCCUGUUCAUGAACGGCACGAACCACAUGGACGGACCUGAUGGCGUGACUCAAUGCGCUAUCCCUCCGGGGCAGUCCAUGACAUACAACUUUACAAUCGACCAACCCGGCACGUACUGGUAUCACUCCCACACGCACGCCCAGUACCCCGACGGCCUUCGCGGACCCCUCAUCAUCCAUGACAAGGACUUCCCCUACAAGAAGGAGGUCGACCACGAGAUGGUCCUGACCCUCUCAGACUGGUACCACGACCAGAUGCAGGACCUCAUCCCCGCCUUCAUGAGCAAGAAGAACCCCACGGGCGCCGAGCCCGUCCCCAACGCCGCCCUCAUGAACGAGACGCAGAACCUGACGGUCCCCGUCGAGCCCGGCAAGACGUACCUCUUCCGCGUCAUCAACAUCGGCGCCUUUGCCGGCCAGUACCUGUGGAUCGAGGGCCACAAGAUGCGCAUCGUCGAGGUCGACGGCGUGUACACCCAGCAGGCCGAGGCCGACAGCGUGUACAUUUCCGCCGCCCAGCGCGUCAGCUUCCUCCUCACCACCAAGAACGACACGGGCGCCAACUUUCCCAUUGUGGCGAGCAUGGACACGACGCUGUUCGACCAGCUGCCCCCGGAGCUCAACUACAACAGCACCGGCUGGCUCACGUACGACGACGCCAAGCCCAAGCCCGACGCCGCCCUCGUCGACGAGUUCGACCCCUUCGACGACAUGACGCUCGUUCCCCACGACGAGAUGCCGCUCCUCCCGGAGCCGGACCAGGUCGUGCAGCUCGACGUCAUCAUGGACAACCUCGGCGACGGCGCCAACUACGCCUUCUUCAACAACAUCACCUACAAGGCCCCCAAGGUGCCCUCGCUCUACAGCGUGCUCUCCGCCGGCGACUUGGCCACCAACGCCGCCAUCUACGGCGAGUUCACGCACCCGUUCGUCCUCAAGAAGGGCGAGAUUGUGCAGAUUGUCGUCAAUAACCUCGACACGGGCCGCCACCCGUUUCACCUCCACGGGCAUGCCUUCCAGGCUAUCCACCGCUCGGAGGAGGAUGCCGGCACGUAUGAGGACCAGGGCGGGGAUCAGAACCAGACGUUUGCCAAGGCGCCGAUGCGUCGCGAUACGCUUGUCAUUUACCCGACGGGCAACAUUGUCUUGCGCUUCCGGGCCGACAACCCAGGCGUCUGGCUGUUCCACUGCCACAUCGAGUGGCACGUCGUCUCCGGCCUGAUGGCCACCUUCAUCGAGGCCCCCACCGAGCUGCAGAAGCAAAUCACCAUCCCCGAGGACCACCUCGCCGUGUGCAAGUCGGCCGGCCAGCCCACGGCCGGCAACGCCGCCGGGAACACGGCCGACCUCCUCGACCUCAGCGGCCAGAACGAGCCGCCCACCCCCCUGCCUGCCGGCUUCACUACCCGCGGCAUCGUCGCCCUCGUCUUCAGCUGCAUCGCCGGCAUCCUCGGCGUCUGCGUCGUCGCCUGGUACGGCUUCGUCCAGCCCGCCGACGAGGUGCCCCCCGAGGUGGCCCGCAUCGUCAGCGACUCGAGCGAUGUCGAUGCCGGGAACGCCAACGCUCCCAACGCUCAUGGAGACGAAGCCCUCGUCACGGCCGUGUCCGGUGGUGGCGGCGGCGGCCACCGAGCAACGUCUUGA